CUAAAGAUUGUGUAUUCUAUUCUCAGAUUCCAAGCCUUUGAAAAAUGUACAUAAAUCAAACAUUUAUUGACUAUUUCAUCAUUAAAGGGAUAUCAGAUGACCCUCACCUUCAGCUUCCCAUCUUCCUUGUGGUUCUUGUCAUUUAUCUCAUCACCCUGUGUGGUAACCUAACCAUUCUUAUUGCUUGCCGGGACUCCCAGCUCCAUAAGCCAAUGUACUUCUUCCUAGGAAACUUGUCUAUAGUAGACAUCAUGUGCACUACAGUGACGCUUCAUAAGAUACUCAUGAAUUUUAUCACUGGUUACAAGGUGGUCUCCUUUGUGGCCUGCAUGGCACAGAUGUAUAUGUUUGGUGCCUUGCAGUGUGCUGAGCUGGUCACACUUACAGCUAUGAGUUAUGAUCGAUAUGUGGCCAUCUGUAAACCUCUGCAUUAUCACAUUAUUAUGAAUCCAAGAACAUAUGUUUUGUUGGCUGCUUUCUGCUGGUUGUUUGCAUUUUUGGAAGUCAUUCCCCCAGCCUGGGUAGUAUGCAGUUAUUCUUGCUAUAGAACUAUUGAAGUCAACCACUUCUUUUGUGACAUUGUCCCUUUGAUGCAGAUUUCUUGCAAUGACACUAGACUAUUGGAAAUCCUGUUCUUAGCAGAAGGAUUGGGUCCCAUGAUUGUCACCCCAUUCCUUCUCACAUGUGUUUCUUAUGUUUUCAUUAUAGUUGCAAUAUUGAAGAUUCCUUCUAGUACUGGCCGACAAAAGGCUUUCUACACAUGUUCCUCCCACCUAACAGUUGUCACACUGCUGUACACUACAUUAUUUAGCCAAUAUCUGACACCAAACCUAAGCAGCACCUUGGAUGGCAAAAAAAUGUUUGCUCUUUUUAACACAGCUUGUGUUCCGAUGCUUAAUCCACUGAUCUAUAGCUUAAAAAAUAAAGAAGUCAAGGCAGCUCUCAGGAGAAGCCAAGUAAAAAUUAAAAUGAACCUUUAGAACGUUUUUAGUGUUUACAAAAACCUCCAUUAUAAGUGGAGCUCUCCACAGACUGGAAAUCUUUCCUACUCCUGGCACAGCCAGCCUUCUGGUGUCAUCUGUUGAGCCUCUCAAUAUAUGGUUUUUGCUUCUGCAAAUUGACUUGAACUACUUUAUAGCUACUGUAUAAGCGUUUCAAACUGAG
Messenger RNA from Rana temporaria (common frog), 1164 nucleotides. RefSeq names its product olfactory receptor 151-like. The coding region runs from base 45 to 980 and encodes 311 amino acids. The record is from RefSeq and is a predicted model, not a curated record. Gene Ontology annotation, cellular component: membrane. Gene Ontology annotation, molecular function: olfactory receptor activity; G protein-coupled receptor activity. The transcript has a single exon. Gene Ontology annotation, biological process: G protein-coupled receptor signaling pathway. Lineage: Eukaryota; Metazoa; Chordata; Amphibia; Anura; Ranidae.